Molecule: messenger RNA, 4944 nt
Organism: Labrus mixtus (cuckoo wrasse)
Lineage: Eukaryota; Metazoa; Chordata; Actinopteri; Labriformes; Labridae
Exons: 3
Coding region: 979-2238 (419 amino acids)
Biological process (GO): toll-like receptor signaling pathway; immune response; inflammatory response
Cellular component (GO): membrane
Molecular function (GO): transmembrane signaling receptor activity
Source: RefSeq, a predicted model, not a curated record
UGAGGUGGUUUUACAGUUUCUUCUUCCUGUUUUACCUUGCAGUCUUUGUUCAACCACUGUGUGAUCACUCUCUGUUUGUUUGCCUCAAACAACAUGAUCAUGGACAGGAGUAUACAGCUGCAGCCCCCUAACAGAAGCCCCUGCAUGACAAAGCUCCUGGCAUCACAGAAGUGACAUGAAUGACAAGGCCGUUCUGCAAGACAAUACAGUAUGCCUUUAAGAAAACCCGUCAGCAGGGACUGUAGCUUGGUUUUUAUUAUCCCAACUUCCUUGUAUUGCUGUGCAUGGACCAUUGUUGAAGUCCUUUAUGUCAUCAUUUACUACGGGUAUGAGAAUAUUUUAAUAUUUUUCUAUCUCUUCCUCUGUAUCUCCUUUCUGUCGGUGAUUUCACAGAAUACAAGAGUAAAAAGAAAGAUUGAGAUUAUAAAAUGACUGAAAACUAUAUCAGAAUUCUGAUACUCACUUUCGUUUCAACUGUUUCAGAGUGGGUGGGGUUUUGAAAUGAUAAUUUACUACAUACAUAAUUUCUAAAAUCAUGCACAUUGAAAGACAACAACAGACAGCAGCUGUAAAGUACCAUUCUGUUAUUCUAGCUGUCUAUUCAAUUAAACUGAUGUGUUUACAAUUUAAACAUUUAUUUCUGUUUGGCAUGGAAUAUACAAAAAUACUCAACACUAUGAUGAAUUGUUAAAAUAAAAAGGUCCCUGUUCCAAAUUUAUAUUCUGACAUUGAUGUUGUCUGCAUGCAGCAAGAAUAAUUACAAAUACCUCUAAGAUGGCUCUUUCAGUUCAUGUCAAAUCAAAUUGACUGUAAAGAGCUCUGAUGGAAGACACUGUUAGACUGUUCUGACUUCUUAGUUGUUCACUGAUAAAGAAAAGUUAAUAUACUUUGAAAUAGACUUUGAACAUGAACCAUAAAAGUGUCCUUUAUAGCAAUAUGAUAGUGUCAGUGUUUCCACAUCUACCGCCCCUCUAGAUAAUGGAGGAAAUUAACUCACUUGGGUGCACAGAAAUUCAGUCACAGCCUGCUGUCCCUCUGUCUCCAACUAUCCAUGAUGUUCCCACACUGAGAGAUGGGGAGUGUUACCAUGUCUUCAUCAGCUACAGCAGCACUGACUACCAGUGGACACACUUCUUGAUCGAGCAGCUGGAGUCCUUCGGCUUACAGGUCUGCUACCAUGAGCGGGACUUCAUUCCUGGCCGCACUGUGUUGGAGAACAUGUCUGACUGCAUCCAGGAGAGCCAGAAGGUCCUGCUGGUUCUCAGUUCAGAGUUUGUGAGGAGCCGCUGGUGUCUCCUGGAGGCCAACAUGUCUCUGUUCAGGGACUGUCUGGAGAGGAAGCCCAUCAUCCCAGUGCUGCUGGAGCCAGGAGUCUCUAUUCCUCUCCACCUCUGCCACCUCACCUACCUGGAGGCCAACAACCCCGACUUUAAGAAUAAGCUGCUCAAGGUGCUCUGCACCCCCAACCAGCAGCUCCAAGGCUCCACUGUGGUCCCCUUCCAGCCUCCCUCUAUCUACAAUGGGAAGGCCCUGCAGCCUUUGACUGCUGUCAAUGUUGAACGACUCAAUAAAUGGGAUUGUGGUCAGUUCAGUGACAUGGAGGUGCCAGAUCAACUGCGCCUGGUCAUUGAGGACCACAACAAGUACAGAGAGGCUGUGAGGAUCAUCAACAGUGUCUCUCAGAAUAGAGUGUACACAGUCUGGGUUAGAGGACUGAUGCUCACUGCUGUUUGUCUGCUUCUUGUAUUUAUGAUAGCUAUAUUCUCAUUCAUGACAGGCACAUUAAUAGCUCAAUCCAAACAAGAGAAAACAAAUAAUUCGGCUUACACUAUUGCAUGUCUGUUUUUGGUUUCAUUGGGGUUGAUUAUUCAGGUCCUUUUGUGGAAAAGGGAUGAAAUGAUUUACAUAGUGAGGGAGCUGCAGAAAGCUGUAGGUAAAGCAAACUUAAUUAUCUCUGAGGAGAAGGUGUUAAUGGGAUGUUGCUCCAAUUCAAAUAUCUAUCUGGUGUAUGUUUCUCUGGAGGGCUGCAAACAGGAGUUUGCAGAAACAUUUUCUAAGCAGGAUGGUGCAGAGGAAAUGUUUCAAAGAGCUCUGAUGUUCUUCUCAUCAGGUUACACCUGCUGCCUUGCUAAAAAGCACUUUCCCUUUCCCCAGCCCAGCUCUUCUGGUCACCUGGAGGGUGGGGUGUGUUUCUGUCAGUAUGUCUCCCAGCAGCUGAGUAAAGAGAAAUGGGAAUAGCAGAAACAUGAUGGACCUUCUAUUACCCCAUCAGUAAUCGCUAAUAUCUUUGAUUUAAAUCAAACUCAUGGCUCUUGAUAAUCAUUCGACUGUCAAAACUAAAAAUGAUUAGGCGCAUGAGCUCAGGGCAAAUUUGACUGAUGAAUGGUGGGAAAAACCAGUGCAUAGUAUAGUUCAGUGACUCCACAUGCCAGACUACAUUUUAUACAAUUUAAGGGGUUACACAGAAUCCACCGAAGCAAAUCUUAACUUUCUGAAAUAUAUCCAAAUUUUGCAGACCUGUGUGACAGAUGUCAUGCCUCCCCUGUGAUUUGUGUCAUGUAUUCUGUUUUUUCCAGACUGCACAAAUUCUGGACAGACUUAUUUCGAAAAAUAAGAACCGUGGAGCAUCUUGGGAAGUUAUACUUGAGUAUAGGUUUUACAAAUAAGGAAAUUCUUAACUUUUUGGCACAUCAGAAUCACAUUGUAAUAAGUAUCAGGACCCUGAAAAGAUACUGCAAGAGAACCACAAUGAUUGGAGGAAAUUGCCUCUUUUGUGGCAGAGGAAAAGGCUCUGAGGGUUCCCCUUUCAUUAUUUUCCCGAAGUAAAAAUUAACGAUUUAUUCUCGUAAAUAGGGAGGUCAAAGAAAUGGGAAUAGCUAAUACAUAAAAGAACUGGAAUGACCCUAAAGUUAUGAGUCACUGGGUUUCAUAUUUCUUAUUAUAAUAACCCAACAUAUAAAACUUCAAACAUUUUUUCCUUUUGCUUAUGGCUUAUUAUUUCUCUAGUUUAUAUCCCUGUUUAUAUAUUCUCUAUUUAAAAAUGUUUUUUUUCUCAAUCUAAUCUGGGGGAACAACACAUUUGUUUUGAUGUAAAACUCUGCAUUAAAUAAGACAGACUGUUAACAUUUAACAUUGAGUGGAGCAUUGUUCGUCCAUGAGCGUAUCGGUACCUUCUGUCACUGGCCCUUUAAGACACCUGGAAUAAAAGAAAAACAAAAGUGAGAAUGGUUUCCAGUUUCUGCUUCCUGAUUGAACUUUCUGUCCUUGCUCAACCACUCAGUGUGAUCAUUCUUUGUGAGUUUGCCUGAAAUAAGAUUGUUAUGGACAGGUAUGAUGUAUGAUAUGUUUUUGCUCUUUAUUCUAAAAAAAGAUCAGUUUUACACUGUUUCUGUUUUGUUUUUGAGCUAAAUCAAGAGAGUAGUAAAGGCUGUCCUGGAGCUGUUUCUUUAUCAAUGUACAUAAAUAUUUGUAUCUGUUAUGUGUACAUUCACUUUAUUCAGUCAUUCUCCCAUUAUAAAUCUCAGUUACACAUCUAAAGUUGUAUUUUGCUUCAAUGAGUGCAUUGAUACUAACUCACUAUAGGCCACUUACUUUGUAUAAGAACAGCUCUAAGUUGUUUAAAUAUUCAUUAUUCUGCAGUGAGUGAUCUGACAACACACUUAUUUCGAUUUUGAAAACUGUCAUGACUGAAAUUCAUCCCUUUUACUCAAACCUAGACCUGUUUUGAAUCAGUUAUUAUUGUGUCACAUGUGGGAGUAAAGAAAAUGAAUAUCUCUGUUUGAAUGAAUUAUAUUUUCCAAAUUCAAGAUUCAAAGAAAGGGACAAUUAAUUCUUGUGAUCAUUGUUUAACAUAUUAGUGCAGGACUUUUCAUCUAACUGACUGUAGUACCUUUGACAUGAAGGAAGAAUUUCAAAAAGUGUAUUUUAGAUGAGAUGACAUGGCAUGUACUGUACUGUAGGGGGAAAUUUGCCUUGGAAUGAAGUGCAGAGAAAACACAGCUCUGUGCAACUCAAAACUCGCAAUGAAUUGAAUCCUAUGCAGUAGAGUUGUAUCGUUACUUACAUUUUAAAAAACAUAACACAAGACAGGACCAACGUUAGAAAAAACUAUUACGAUAUCAAAAAAUACAAUAAAACAGAUAAAUUCCCAGAUGCACUUAAGAAAAUGCUAUUCAUUCUUUAAAGGAAGAGCAAUGCUACACUUUUUCUGUUUUCUUUUCAAGCUAAAUCAAGAGAUGCAUGAAGGUUAUGAAUUGAAAUAAAAGACUUAAGGCAAAAUACAUCUGUAAAAUAUAUAAAAUGUUGAAUUCUGUGCAUGAACUGGUUCAACAGGGGUCAAGUUCAGCAGUGUGACUGAUGGAAGGAAGGAGAGCUGUGAGUGGUUACUCCUGCACUUAAAGCCUCUGUAACAUCUGCCUGAAGGCAACACAAAAAAAAACAAGUGCAAGAGCCAGCUGAAGCAGCUGCAGAGCACUAGAUUACUUUAUGAAACUUUCAUCUGAGGAUGAUAGGAUUUUCUGAAUUACUUUGGGAGUUUUCAAAGAUCGUAAAUGAUCGUAAGAUAUGUAAAUGUCCAUCAGAUUAAAAAAAAAUCACAUUGAUGAAUGAAACGUUGCCCUCCUCUUUUUUAAAAUUAAAAUAUGUCACUGUAAUUCCAUAUGUUUUGUCACAUAUACUUAUGAAACAUUACUGCAUACAAUGAAUCAAUUUAUUUUCCACAGAUGUGUUAUUGUAUUUUGAUUCAUGAUUCAAAGUAAAACUCUUGCUUUGACUCAAAUCAUGAUCUUGAAUUUCAUUGUUUAUUGUCUGAAAACCAGUUUCAAUGUUUACAAAAAACUUGGGUUGUGUCACUUCUAUAGAAUUGUAAGCUGAGUAAACUAAGCAAGUGGUUCAUGUUGUUGAUUGGUGACUUGUGCAAGAAUAAAGACACAUCACAUUGCUAAA